Messenger RNA from Meloidogyne enterolobii, 3982 nucleotides. The record is from the annotation of a GenBank genome assembly. Lineage: Eukaryota; Metazoa; Nematoda; Chromadorea; Rhabditida; Meloidogynidae.
UUUAAAAAUUUCUCUAGCCCUUCCUUGUAUUUCCUCUUCUUCUUCAAGUUCUUCCCCAAACGAGGAAGAAGUUUUAUCGAAGAAUUUACAUCAAAAUCAACAACAAAUUCAACAUUUUCGUUUGGCCAUAACUGCUGCUUCUAAUGAUUCCACAACAAGUCAGGAUUCGUUAGACUCUGUUAGAACAGCAAUUCAUUGUCCAAAUAAAGAAUUAAAUAAUUCCCCAAAACAACAAAUGCCACAAAAAAUAAAACAAUUAGAAUCAAUCCCUGGGACAAGUGGAGAAAUUAAAGAAAAUUCUGAAAUUUUGACAUUGAAAAGAAGAGAAAAUGAACAAACAAAAGAAAAAGGUUUAAUUAACAACAAACAAGUAAUUGAAAGGCUAUCAGAACCACGCAAAAUAAUCUCAACUACAAAUAAUUCUACUAGACAUUCAUCAACAACUAUUUCUUCAAUGCUUAAAUCUGACGGAACUAAAAAUUAUCGUUAUGCUAAAGAUGAUUGUAUUAAUUUUUAUGCAGCCAGUUCAUGUUCGUCCCUUUCCAGUGCCUUUUCCGAACCAUUAGACGAUUACCAAGUCUCUACUUCUGAUUUAACUACUGCAAGUUCUUCAGGCGAUCAAAAUUCUCCAGAAAAACAUCCAAAUAUGGAAUUUAUUGGGUUUCGAGCUCCCCAUCCCCCUCAAAGACAGCAACAAUUUCUCCAACCACCAAAAAUGCGUUCAAUCCAAAAUAGAGGUUCUCCUUCAAAUUUAAUGGGACCUUUAGGGACUGGAAUGCCUGUUUCGAAUAAAUGGAUUCAACAACAAAAAAUGCCAACAAAUCCUCAACAAUGGCAGCAACAAAACAACAAUAAUCGUUAUAGUGUUGCUACAACUUCUGAUAUUACAAGACCUUCAACAUCUUGUAGCGGGAAUAAUGUUCAACAUUUUUCUUCGAGCGAUGGUGGUCAUAUCCUUUUGCGUAAUUCUGUAAACAAUUCUGGAACACAAUGGACAGAUCCAAAGGAAUCAACAAAUAUCAAUUUUUAUGCUCAACCUCCUCAAUAUUCUGGAGGAGCUUUUGAAGAAUAUUCCCCUCAGUCUUCCACAUCACAAACUUCCCAUUUCCGUGCUUACCAUACAUUUACUUCUGCUAAUUUUCAACAAAUACAACAACAACGAAAUCAACAACGUCGUAUUCUUUCCCCUCCCCACCAUUUAAUGGCUCUAAGUGAUGAUGGUGAUACGUUGAGUGUUGCUGCUGGUGAAAUAGGUGGUCAACAACAAAUGUUGGGGAAUAUGCGUUCUUCUGCAUUUGGGCGACGUCAUCAAGUAAACGGACAAGAAAUCGGAGAAAAUAUUAAUGAUUCUCCAAUUCGUCACCCGGCUUAUCACACCCAUUCAUUAGACCGUCAUGCACAUUUACGUAUAUUUCAACAGCCAAGAAUCCCUCCAAUACAUAAUGGGGUUAUCAAUAAUAAUCCAAUACGUAAUGGAAAUAUUAAAUUAACAACAACAUCAAGUAACCAAUCCAAACAAUUUCCAUCAAAUAAUAAUCAAUUUAAUUCUUUAUUAAUAAGUCCAAGACAUUUUGCCUAUCCAUCUUCUACUUUUGCAUCUACUCCAAAUAAUCAAAUGAUACAACAAGAUAAGAAAAUUGGGUCAAAUAAUGGUUCAUCACGUAUUUAUUCAAACCUCCAAAACAAUAAUGGACAACAAAAGUUUUCUUCUGCAAAUAAUAGUUGUUUAAAUUCCCCCAACAAAAUUCAAUUAAUUUCUUCAGAUGAAAUUAUUCAACAACCAGGCUCACAACUUUCUUUAGUUUCUUCUCUUGGUUCUGCUUAUACAAAUACUAUAGAAGAACGUUAUGAGUGGGAAGUUAAUAAACUUCAAAAUGAAUUAGAAUCUUAUAGAACAACAGUUUCUUUACUCAAUCAAAGACAUAGUGGAUAUAACUGUAUGUUACAAAUAUUUGAUUCGAAAUUACAAACAAUUAUGUUGAGUUUGUCUAAAUUACAACAAAAAAGACAUGUUAAGAGAAAUGAGGUUGAAAGAUUAUGUCGGGAAAUUGAGCAUUUACGUUCAUUAAGUAUUAGUGCCGGUGUUGUACCUAAAGAACAACAACAAUUAAAUUUAAUUAAAAAAGAAAAUAAUAAUAAUUCUUUACCACCACCUUCUGAUAAUAAAGAAAUUGAAAAAGAAAAAAAUAUAAAAAUAAUAAAUGAAAAAUCAUCCUCUGUUGGAAGAGGGGAACAAACAGAUGGAGGAGGGAAAAAAGCUGGAUGGAUUCGAAGUUCUUUUACUCGCGCUUUUCAAAAAGGAAGUAGCAAAAAGAACAAACAAACACAACAACAAAUAAAUGAAGAAGAAAAACAACAAAAAAUAAACGAGGAAAAUGGGAAAAAAAAUGAACAACCUUUUUAUGUUAAUUCUUUAAAAAAAGAAUUAGAAAAUAAAGAAUUGGCAUUAACUGAUGUCCAAUUAGAUGCUCUUGAUAAGGCUAAAGAAAUUGAUAUUUUGAGAGAAACUGUUAAUAAAUUACAACAUGAAAAUCGAAUGUUAAAAUACAAUUUUUCUCUACUUGAACGUCGUGUUCGUUCUGAAUCAAGAGCAAGUUCUCAUAUAUCUUUGAAUACAAAUUUAUGUUCUGGUGGUCCUCCAGAUUGUGGAGGAGGGGAUUUGGAUGUAGAUGCUUUGGAAGAAGCAGCUAACCAAUUAUUAGAAGUACCUGAACAUUCUAAUUUACCUUUAUAUGAUAUUGUUGCCUCUUCUCCUUCUAGUGGAGAUUUUUCUGUGAAUACAACAACGACGGGAAGUAGUUUAGAAGCACGUAGUAAUAAAAGUCAGAGAACUAGUAUUGGGUCUAAUAUUUCAAAAUCAAACCAACAACUUCAACAAUUUAUUAAAGUUGUUUUAUGUGUCGAUAUGAGUGGACGUUUAAAUAUAGAUUCUUCCACUAAUGCAUCAGCUCUACCUCCUCCUUCUUCUUCUUGUUCUUUAACCUCAAUUUCUCGUGCAAGUUCUGGUUCUUCUUCAACACUUUCUUCUCUUGGAAGUGCUUUAAGUGGAUGUGGAAAUAAACGUAGAGAACUUUCAAUUGGGCAUUUAAAUCUUCCUUUGGCUGAGGGAAUUAAUUGGAAUGAUUUAGACCAACAAUUAGGGCUUUUAUUAGAAGAAUAUCUUCACCGAAUAGAUCCAGAUUUGUCAUUGGGUGUUGACUCUUAUUCGAGUAUUAUUGGUUAUCAAAUAAUUCCGAAAAAUUCUUUGGGAUUACCUAAUGAAUGGUUAAUUCGUAAAAGAAAUUCAGUUGAUGAAUAUUUAAAUAUAAAAAAUAAUGAAACAGAAGAAUUAACUCCAAAAUUAUCUCCAGAAGAAGUUUUACUGCCAGGAACUUUAAUUAGACUGAGAUUGAGAGGAGUAGCACAACAUUCAGUAGACUCAUUAGUUCUUGAAAGUUUAUUUCCAAGAAAUUUACUUGAACAAUUACUUGACCAAUUAGAGAAAUAUCGCCGUUUAAUUCUUUUUGGAACUGCCGGAAUUGGAAAAUCUAAUUUGGCUCGUUUAAUUGCAAAAUAUUAUUUAAUGAAAUUUAAUAUAGAAUUAAAUAAUAAAUCUUUAAUUGAAAUACAUUUUCCUACAGAAAAUAAUAAUUUGAUAGAAAAUGAAUCGAAAAUCCAACAGGCAUUUUUUUCUAAAUUAAAAAUUUAAAUUUUUAUUUUUUAAAGGCAAAGGAGCAAUUAUUAACUUCAUUAAAUUCCCAACAAAAUAAUUUAUUUUCACCAUUUAUUUUAUUAGAUAAUUUACCUUUAAAAUAUUUAAAUGGAAUUGUUUUUGAUGUUUUUCAAUCUUUUGAUUUAAAAAAUAAAUCAUCAAAUAAUAAACCUUUUAUUAUUUGCACACUUAAUAGAACUAAUUUAACUGAACAAUUAAUUAUACAAAAAUUACAAAUUCAUCAUAAUUUCCAUCUUUGCCCGCUAAAUCAAAAAAUGGAAGCUGUUAAUG